AUGGCAUGGGCCCGGGCAUCCAAGAAGGAGAAGAACAGCCAGAAAAUGAGUUCGAAGGCCCGCGCGGCCAUCAAAGCAGCGGCUGCCCGAGCGAAAACUUGGUUGUCAUCUCGCGACAAGAGAUGCGAACGUGGGGCAUACUUUGUCGCUGCUCGAAGAGGCUUCGGCGGAUGCAAACGUCUCUGCGUGUCGCUGGAUGCAAGUCGCGGAGGCGGCCGGAAGCGGAGCCAUUUCGCCAUGCUGGAUUUAGAGUCCGGCGUGGCGUGCUGGGGUCAGUGUUGGGAACGGGUCUCAGUUCGUGCUAUCAGUUUGGGCCUUCAGCUAGAGACACAUGCCGACUCCGAGUACAGACAAGCUGGCACGCAUGCCGCGCCUGUGGAAGCUGGACUGUUCGAGCAGGCCACAGUGCAGUUUCUUCGAAUGCAGCGACAGCGGGAGACGGAAGAGACAGAGAAGCAGAAGAAAGUCAAGAACCCGUUGCUGCAGGUGAGCAAACAGCGCCUGCCGACAUACGCAGCCCUGUUGUCCCUGGAUCACGUGAUGCUAUCACGGGUGGAGGAGGAAGCGGAUGAGUACUUGAGCUUGACAGACUUUUCGCCUUCCUCGACCUCCUGCACCACCCUCAUCAGGCAUCUGCUGCCACGAAUUCGCGCAGAGAAGAAUUGGGAGACCAGUGCAGACGUUCAAGACGUCCGAGCGGCCUUAGCCUCGGCUUCCUUCCUUCGGCGAAAAGGUACCACAAACAGCUCUCGGUGGGACUCGUUUCACGAGUCCUUUCGCAGCCGCAAAGGCGAAUGGGGGCUACUUUUGCUUGUCCUUCUGUCAUACGGACUUCGCCUCGGGUACAUCUUGAAUCCGAAGCAGGCAACCUUGAGUGAGGACAUCAGCCAAGUGCUGCCCAAAGCGGAGGAAGCAGCAUCGGGCCAGGCAGAGGUGGCAGAGAAAUCUCUAAAACAGGCAAAGCAGAAGAAGGAUGCGCUGUAUCAGCGUUGCAGGAACAAGCUUCACUGUUGCACAGUGCUGUUGGGCAGUAUGGAGUUUUGCCGGGACAUGACAGUUUGGUAUUUGGCCACGGAAGCGCUGUCUGCCGAGCUCAACCACGUCCGCAAGAACGUUCACGGUCGCAACGCAACCCGUGAGCUCAUGGUUGGACUGGCGUGCGGAACUUCGCCUAAGGUUGGCUUGGAUGUCAUCGCGGAGCUCUUACAAGUACCGCACAAUGCAGAAGGCCUGCGUCAGCUUCAUGUUUUGUUGCAGGAUGAUGUAGUUGGAGCGGUCAAUGUGAAGCAGAUUGCUCGAGAGGUGCAGCAUCCUUGGGUCAUGUGGCAAGACUCGAUCGUACAACAACUUACAGAUACCGUCCUUUGUGCUUGCCGAUUCAAGCUCAUGAACCUGUCUCAACACAUGUUCUGUUUCCCGCUGCGUUUUGCUGCGUUAAUUUCCGAGAAGCAGGAAGACGUCAACCGAUGUCUGAAGGAAUGUGUGGCGUUGUCUGAGAGCUGGGAUGCGGCUCGUCAUGCUGCGACUGACAGCAAGGCAUGGAAUGCUGUCUGCAGUAGAUCGCCGAUGCAGACUGUCGUGACAAGAGAGAUUUUUGAGGCCUUGAAGGCAUCCAACUUCGCGAGCGUGCCUCCGGACGUGCAUCGUUUUUUGCACGAUGUGAUGGGCAUGUUCUCGUCAACAUACAAUGAAGAAGCAUUCGGCGAGAUGCGGGGCCUGGAGUCCAGAGAGAACAAGUGUCAUGCCAUGCCGAACGCAGACAUCUGGCAGUCUGCCAGCCACUCAGGUGUUUUGCGUCGCUUCGGGUAUCGCGAAGUGGCUGUCGACGACUCACAAGAAGAUCCAAGGCUGCCAGAAAGUCUGUAUCACACCAAGGGCCUGGAACCAACGAUGGAGAACUUGAAACAUGCGAUGCUUCCUUCGGAGCUGAUGAUGACGAAAGACCUCUACACGAGGAAACUUCUCGAUCAG
This is a messenger RNA of Symbiodinium necroappetens, 1971 nucleotides long. The record is from the annotation of a GenBank genome assembly. Lineage: Eukaryota; Dinophyceae; Suessiales; Symbiodiniaceae.